UGCUCUUUCCGACUGGAUUUCGGUUUCGCUAGUAGAGCGCGUGCUUCCCACGCAGGCACGCAGCCGACACACAUGGCUUCCACGCCACCAACGGUCAAGGCCAUAAUGCAGCGAUUCGCGAGAUUGUGAGAGAUUUGUGCGGUUCCCAUUGACUUGCUGCUUGCCCGAUGUUUGACUUGUGAUGAGUUGGGCACGAUGGCUGGGGUUCCAAGCCAUUGGCUCAAUAUUGCGGAUUGCUGCAUGUUCACACCAAGAGGUUUCCAUGUCGAAGGUCUCCAGAAGCUGGCCGCUCACACAAGGUUGUCGCCGAAGACCACAAAUGCAGGGACGCGCUGAGCGAGAGACGGGAGAUUGUGCGAGGACAACGUCUUGUUUGUGUCACGGUGUUUCACAGCAAGGCCAGCUCGGCGAGAGCCUCGGUCAAGCGGCUCCUCCUCGUGACGGUUUAGCAUGCUCAGCGACAUUCAAUCCCAAGGAGAGGAUUUACGCAAGAAACCGCUGGACAUGUGGAUAUGUCCGAUGCUUCCUUUCCACCGUAUGUUUGUGGUACCCGUAAAUAGAGGGUGUGUAAGUCGGACAAAGCCGCCCAGGUAUGCAUAGCGGUUGCGGCUAACGUCUUGACAGGAUGAGUGCCUACUGGCUUGUGCCAGGUUGGCAGCGCUGGGAGAAACGCUGUGGUGGCAAGUGAGGUAGAGGUACCCAGACAUGUGCCGUCUCACUUGCAAUUU
Messenger RNA from Neurospora tetraspora, 728 nucleotides. RefSeq lists its product as uncharacterized. The coding region runs from base 182 to 556 and encodes 124 amino acids. The transcript has 2 exons. NCBI's taxonomy places the organism in Eukaryota, Fungi, Ascomycota, Sordariomycetes, Sordariales, Sordariaceae. The record is from RefSeq and is a predicted model, not a curated record.